GAAAGUUCCGGACUGGUCUAAGGUCGACUUAGCGUGAUAGCAGCUCGUCACUGCGUCUGUUUUUAUCAGCCAGAAAACCAGUAAAUAUAAUUCAAAAAUGCCGAGAGGAAGCAGAAGCCGGACAUCCAGGAUGCCCCCUCCAGCCAGCCGAGCGCCACCCUCACCACCACCUAUGGCCAGGGCUGCACCACCACCCAUGGCCAGGGCUGCACCACCUCCCUCCCAUGCCCCAGCUCCAAUGCAGGCACCUCCGUCUGCCGUUGGUGCUCCAGCCGCAGCACCCAGGCAGCCGGGCAUGUUUGCCCAGAUGGCAUCCACAGCCGCUGGUGUGGCAGUGGGCUCUGCAGUAGGACACACCAUUGGCCAUGCCAUGACUGGAGGCUUCAGUGGAGGACACUCAGAGCCUGCCAAGCCUGACGUCACAUACCAAGAGCCGUACCAGGGUCAGCCCGUGUACCAGCAGCAGCCCAUGUACCAGCAGGAGUUCCCUCAGCAGCAGCAGGCCUGCUCCUAUGAGCUCAAACAGUUCAUUGAGUGUGCCCAAAACCAGAGUGACCUCAAGCUCUGCGAGGGAUUCAGUGAGGUGCUCAAACAGUGCAAGUUUGCUAAUGGUCUGUCAUGAGAGGGAGACAAAAACCUGGAGAGUGAAGAGCACGCACCAACUGCAAUAAGCAAUCGUCCUGGAUACUGAGAGGGUGUGAUUCACAAGAGAUUAAAUAAACAUGCAUUAUUUUGACUGUUGAUUAUUAUCAUCAGACAACAUCAUUGUAUUCAUCUCCCAGGAGAAUGCUGCAGAGCUUGUAAUCAUAGUCUUAUAAAUAAUGUUUAUAUAUUUUGGUGUUGCGUGUUGAUUUGGGUUGUUGGUGUUUUCCAUCAGUUUCAGUGCUUUUAAUUUAAAUGUCCUUGCAUAUAUUUCAAGGUAAACUGCAUUAGUAGAUCAUGAUAGCAAACCAACUAGCAUCUUCUGGAUCAUAGACGUACACGGGUUUGUUUUAACACGUUUAGGUUUAAAAAAUAAUAAAGCACUUGGAUCCUGAA
Messenger RNA from Toxotes jaculatrix (banded archerfish), 1038 nucleotides. It is a transcript of the gene chchd2, whose product is annotated as coiled-coil-helix-coiled-coil-helix domain containing 2. The transcript has 4 exons. Gene Ontology annotation, biological process: positive regulation of transcription by RNA polymerase II; mitochondrion organization. The coding region runs from base 98 to 622 and encodes 174 amino acids. Lineage: Eukaryota; Metazoa; Chordata; Actinopteri; Toxotidae. The record is from RefSeq and is a predicted model, not a curated record. Gene Ontology annotation, molecular function: sequence-specific DNA binding. Gene Ontology annotation, cellular component: mitochondrion; nucleus.